Fusarium graminearum PH-1 is the source of this 498-nucleotide messenger RNA. RefSeq lists its product as uncharacterized. Bases 1 to 498 code for a protein of 165 amino acids. Lineage: Eukaryota; Fungi; Ascomycota; Sordariomycetes; Hypocreales; Nectriaceae. The transcript is spliced from 2 exons. The record is from RefSeq and is a predicted model, not a curated record.
AUGGCAUCUAUUAUGGAAAAGAUCAAGGAGACUGUUGUUCCCUCUAAUAAUGAGGGUUACAGCAAUAAUCCCAGCUCUUAUGAUAAUGAACCCCCCAGCUACGAGUCCUCCCACUCCAACAACAACUCUGGCAUCUACAACUCUGUGACAGAGAACAACGCCCAGCGUGAAUUCAGCUCUAACAACGCUGCACCACUUGAGUCAACCAGCACUCACAACGAGGGCGUCCGAACAGGUGACCAAAUCAACUCACUGGUAGAGAACAUCCCAGGAGUAUCUUCCUCGAACCAGAACAAGUCUACAUCCGAUAUGCCUUCAUACCAAAACAACAUGCACCGCGACACCACUUCCGACACCCCCUUUGAUGCGGCUCGUGCUCCCCCUUCUGCUUUGAAGAAGCAUCUUGGUGAACCUACAAUUGAGCAUGAUUAUCCCCAUGAUAGUUCGACAAAGAGACAUGCUUCUGUUAGUCACCAGGAGGAGCACUACCUUAACUAG